UUGGUUCCCAAUGUUUGACUGAAGAAUUGAAAAUAUGAGCAGAAAAACGAUAAUAGACCUAAAUGAUGAUUGUUUGUACGAGAUUUUCCGGCAAAUUAAAACUAAUUGUGAAGUGGAGAAUAAUUUAAAGAAUAUUGGUCUCCCCGUAAACUAUUGUGAUCUUAUUUAUUUUGCAACCAUUUGUGAGAGAUUCGUCGAAACAUUUAAGGACUGGGACAAUGAUCUUUACGAGAAACUUCAAAUCGAGUUUGUCUUUUUAGAAAAGGCUACCACAAUUGAUAUAGAUUUGGUGGAGAAGUACGACUUCUUGCAAACCUUUCGCGAAAGAGAUAGGAAAAUAUAUUGGACAUUAUAUGUGAAUGCGAUAAGGGAGAACAAAGAGCUGGAUUCUCUAGUAUUAAAAUACCGACCAAGCAGCUACUACCCUGAGCAUUUGGAUAGGUUUCAGGCCCUGAUGAAUGCCAUUAGUAACAAGAACACUCUUGGAGAACUUGUAAUUUCAUUUGUUGGAUACAGCUUCGAAAAUGUGCCGCAGCUGGGAGGAUUAAAAAUCCUUGUUUUCAAUGCUCGAAUGGAUGCUAACGAUUUAGUGCAAUUGUGCCGAUCAAAUCCUAAUUUAGAAACACUUAUAUUCACAAGCCCCGAAUUGUAUGGAAGGUUUGCGGAUAUUGUACCAUACUGUAACAAACUGAAAAAAAUAGAGUUAACCAUGAAGACCGAUGCUUCAGAAUAUGCAGCAUUGGGAAAAUUACCUAAACUUAAGGCCCUGAUCCUUCGAGGAAUCCAUCGGGAGGGCACACUGCUAAAGUUGUUUCGAAAUCUCAAAAGUACGUGCCUCAAGACUUUAGAUAUUCCCGACACUCUACUCACUAAAGAAGAAACGCAGAUGGUAAUGGAAAUUAAAUCAUUAUCAGGGAUAGGGAGCGGUUUCAGUGACACGGCCAAUUUGGCACAUCUGAGUGUUCCCAAAGUAAUCAAAAUAUAUGCCAAGCCAGGUCAAUUUAUUUUAAUGGAGCCCUUGAUCAAGAAUUCUAAAUUAGUAAUAAAACAAGAGAAUGGCCCAACUUUGGGCAUCGAAUUUAUGCAGAACCUUGGGAUACUGAUAGUGGCUAACGCAUCCGGUAACGAAAAUGAUAUUGACAAAGAACUAAAGGAAAAUGCUCUUUCGAACAUUAGUAAUAUCCUAACUCGAAAUGUCCAGCUUUUAAAUUUGAAUGGGAUCGCUUUAGUUGGUGAAUUUAACGAAUGUAUAGCGCAAGCCAUUUUUCAGUCCCUAGCAAGCAAACAACCACAGGUUCUUAAAGCAUUAUUUUUGAAAUGUAAGAAAAUUACACUAGAACAAAUUAGUCCACUUGCUAAUAUUCGAUCUUUAGAUGCCAUUAUGUGUGAUCUUGACACUUUGAAGGAAAUAAUUGCAAUGAAAGUAAUGCAACUGAACGGGAUAACAGAGAAAGCCAACAGAGUGGAUUGUAUCUAUAUUGAUAAAGGCUCGAUUCGUGUGAUCCAUACAGAUAACAUUGUAACACUUAUUUUGAAUAUGGGUACUCCUUUUAGUGUUGACGAUUUCGCUACUUUAACCAAUUUAAAUAAUUUGAUUCGUCUUGUGAUUAAUUAUGAUACGCAAUAUCAAUCUUUUAUUAGCUUAAUAAAGUUAAUCAAAAACCUGCAGGAAUUGGACAUUAAAGAUCUUGACCCCGAGGAUCUCUUAGAAGUAUCCCAAAUUCGUGGCCUGAAGGUCCUUAAAUUUGGUGUCUAUGGUCCCAGUACUAUUAAUAUACAUCAUCUGGCCGCGUUAAAUCAACUGGAGUCUCUAACUAUAACGAAACAUCCGUUAGGAUCUUUAAGAACGCUUUUUAACGCCCUUGCCUCUAAAACAGAUCAAGUACUCCAAAGCCUCAGUAUUCAGCAAGAAAGCCUUACUUCCGAUGAGAUUGUCGAGCUUGUUGGAAUACAUUCCUUGCAAAGAUUGCAACUAGGGGUACCCAACCGUUUUUAUGUAGAGGAAACACCUUUUAACUUGGAACUCAUAGCCAAUUUACCAAAGCUUAAAGAACUAAAUAUUCACUUUGAUUAUAAAACCGAAACUGUCGAUAGUUUGUUAAGGGCUUUAACCCUGCAAUCCCCUCAAAGACUGCUGUCACUCUCAAUUGCAUCUAGUCAUACAAGGUUGAUAUGCCAACUUCAAGAAUUGCAGUCCCUCCAAUGCAUUGGAAUGGAAGAUGUUAUUCACAUAACAUCUCUCAGAAAUCUGACAGAGUUACAGAUUCACAUUCCUGAAACAACUUCAAUGUGGGUGCUUCUCAAGGAACUAAAAGUUUUACCGUUUUACACUAAACUUCUUCCUAAAAAAACUUUAAUGACCGUGCUUCUCAAGGAACUAAAAGUUUUACCGGCUCUUCAGAGUUUGCUUUUGGAUGACACAAGAUUGGAAUUUUUAGAUGUUUUGGAAAUAACGAAAUUAAAUUGGCUAACACGAUUACGAUUGGGAGUGAACGAAAAACAAUUCAUCUUUAUGCUGACGGAAUUAAAAAAUCUGGAAGUUCUGGAAAUCACAUCGAAACAUUUCGCAGAGAAAGAUGAAAGCAACUUUUGUGUUUCAUUAAUUGAAUCAUGCUUAAAUCUUAAAUCAAUUUAUCUUAAGCGAUAUAAAAAAUUGUUAACAAUCGAGUUCGUAGAUGCCAUCUUAAAGAGCUUAAAACCCCUACGAAAUCCUGAAAUUCAUCCCCCAUUCAAAUUGCGAGGAAAAAAAGUUUGCAUCAAUAUGGAUGAUAAGGAGAACCUAUUUUUUGUGCGUCUUCAUCUCAACGACGCCUAUAUUCAAUUGGAAAUCACGGAUGAAAGGGAACCCCUCGAUGAAGAAGACUGUGAUGACUCGAAUUCCUCCUUUUCAGGAUUCUCAGACACCUCAGACACCUCAGACACCUCAGACACCUCUGACACCUCUGACACCUCAGACACCUCAGACACCUCAGACUCCAGCUUCUAGUUGAAGGAUACACAUUUUGUGCAUUUAUCGACUAAUUAAGAUCAUUGAGUUAUAAAGAGCCUGUAGUUAAAGUAAAGUUAAAAUGGAUAAAAAAGUAUAUAUGACCAUCUAAAAUA
Drosophila takahashii is the source of this 3102-nucleotide messenger RNA. RefSeq lists its product as uncharacterized. NCBI's taxonomy places the organism in Eukaryota, Metazoa, Arthropoda, Insecta, Diptera, Drosophilidae. The record is from RefSeq and is a predicted model, not a curated record.